Molecule: messenger RNA, 5205 nt
Organism: Austrofundulus limnaeus
Lineage: Eukaryota; Metazoa; Chordata; Actinopteri; Cyprinodontiformes; Rivulidae
Product: collagen alpha-1(XVIII) chain
Cellular component (GO): extracellular matrix
Molecular function (GO): protein binding
Source: RefSeq, a predicted model, not a curated record
CAUCUUCAUUGAAGAGCAUGGGUUCUGAUAAAUCGGAGUCUGAAUCAGACCUGGGUUCUGGUCUUUUGUUCAGCUCCGAAUCAGAUUUUAUAGCAGGAAAUGAGAAAAGUUUGGGAUCUGGAAAAGAAGCAGGGACUUCCAUUCAUUACGGAUGGUUAGAUAGAGGAGCCAGUGCAGGGUCUAUGAAGAAUGAGCAAAAACGGAAGUUUACAGAGAAAACGUCUCCUAAUAGAGUAGAUCAGGAUCAAAAUCUGGAUUCUGCUGCUAAAACACCCAACAAUCAGAACAACAUAAACAAUAACACUCGCAGGAAUGAUUUCAAUCUGACAUCUUAUAAAACUCCAGAAGACUUCAUACCUUUAAAUUUAAACGGCAGUYUUGCCCAGGCUGCUGAAGUGUCUCAGAGCAAUCAGCAGCUAAAAGACUCUCAGAUGCCUAAUGAGGAUAUUUUACCUAACAUGCUAAAGACUGAGCAAGUUCCAGUUCUUAACCAGACCCUAUCUAUAACAGAAACUCAAACCCACAAUCUGUUUAUUGCCCAAUCCAAAACCCAUAAUAACAGACCAGAAUCUAACUCCGCACCCACAGAAACCCAACUUCAAAUAUCUAGUGAAACGUUAAGAGAGAAAGCUUUAACUGGUCAAACUGCAGAGGUGUUGGCUGAAAACCACACAGAAGUUAAAUCCAAACCAGUUAUUGAGUCAUCCCAAUGCUUACUCAUAGAUACUGCUCUUCCUUUCUGCUUCUCGAUGGAGGGGUUUGCUGUUCCCAAUUAUCUCAACCAGAGCAGUGUGGAGGAAGUCCGAACACUUUUGAAUGAAUGGGUAUGGCUUCUACAGUCUCGCUGCCAUCCUAGCUUGGAGCGUUUUUUCUGCCUUCUCUUGGUACCAAAGUGUGGCUCUGGGGCAGCGCCACCUGUGUUGCCCUGCCAGAGUUUCUGCGAGGUGUUGCGAGACAGUUGCUGGACGCUGCUGGAUGAGGGACACCUCCCUGUGGAGUGCCACUCUCUACCAGAUGAGGAGGACGAAGGGUAUCAGUGCUUGUCARUUAGUAACCGGAAAGAAGACAACAGCGUCUCACUGUUGGAGCUGAUUGGAGAUCCUCCUCCAGAUGAAAUCCCCAAGGUUGAAGGACCGAACAACAACCCCGGCUACCUCUUUGGUCCAGACACCAACACGGGUCAACUGGCUCACGCCCACUUCCCAGGCUCAUUCUACAGAAACUUUGCCCUCAUCUUCAACAUGAAACCCACGUCUGACAACGGUGGAGUCCUCUUCUCCAUCACAGAUCCCUCACAGGAGAUCAUUCAUGUGGGGGUUAAACUUUCAGCUGUGCGGGGAGCCAAACAGGACAUUAUUUUUUAUUACACUGAACCGGGCUCAGAGCAGUCCAAAGAAGCAGCCAGGUUCCAAGUGCCCUCCAUGACGAACAUGUGGAACUGGUUUGCUAUUUCUGUGAAGGACGACAAGGUGAUGUUGUACCUUAACUGUGAUGGAGAAACUGAAGUGAAAAGCAUUGAGAGGUCCACGGAUAAUCUGGAUCUGGAGCUUGCUGCUGGGGUCUUUGUUGGUCGGACUGGAGGGUCUAAACCUGACAAGUUUGAGGGAGUGAUCAGUGAGCUGAGGGUGGUGGGAGACGCCCGCCCUGUCGAGAGGCUCUGUGAGGAAGACGAAGAUGACUCAGAUGUGGCUUCAGGAGAAGGAAGUGGCAAUGAAGAAACCAGACUCUCAAACCAUUAUAGGGACAAGCCCAGAUACACGACUUCGUCUCCGUCYUUUCCGCCCAUCCCGCAGCCGCCUCUGAGGAUAAAAGGAGAGGAUGCCAGCAUCAGAGAGACUGCUGGAGACUCGGAGCACUUUUUAGUUUCAGCUGAAUCCAGACGACUUGGUGCAGCAGGUGCAGUUGCUACAAAAGGAGCGAAGGGCGACAAGGGUGACAAAGGAGAGAAAGGAGACCGAGGUCCAAUUGGACCGAAGGGAGAAUCGGGUUCUGCCUCCCGUUCACAGGGGGCAAACCGUGGAGACAAGGGAGAACCUGGUGAAAAAGGGUCAAAGGGCAACGCAGGGUUUGGAUAUCAGGGCAAAAAGGGCGAGCCUGGCCUUCCAGGACCCCCUGGGCCCCAGGGCCCCCCAGGACCUGCGACUGAGUAUUCAGUUGGAAGUGAUGGAUCGGUUGCUUCAAAAGUGCCUGGACCUCAAGGACCACCUGGACCACCAGGCCCCCAGGGACCUCCUGGAGAAGAUGGAGAACCAGGGGAUCCUGGUGAGGAUGGAAAAACAGGCCCUCAGGGACCACCAGGGUUCCCAGGAACCCCAGGUGACCCUGGAUCCAAAGGAGAAAAGGGUGACCGUGGAGAGGGUCAACCAGGUCCCAGAGGACCCCCAGGACUUCCAGGUCCUCCAGGACCAGGAUUCAGAUCUACUUUUGAGGACAUGGAGGCCUCUGGAUUCUCAGAUCUGGAAAAGGUUCAGGGACCUCCCGGUCCACCAGGCCCCCCUGGACCACCAGGUCCUCCUGGGUCCCCUGUAUCAGGCCCAGCAUUGAGUUCUGGAGCAUUUGGGCCUCCAGGCAAGGAUGGAGCACCUGGUCAACCCGGCUUACCGGGUCUACCGGGUGCUGAUGGCCUCCCGGGAGCACCUGGGCCCAGGGGAGAAAAGGGUGAUUCAGGGGAUCUGGGACUUCCAGGAGCAAUAGGAGAAAAGGGAGCUCCUGGUCAGCCUGGAUUACCAGGACCACCAGGUGAGACCGGACUGGCUGGUCUUCCAGGACCCAUGGGACCAAUUGGGCGUCCUGGACCACCGGGUCCCCCAGGACCAGGUUAUCGUGUUGGAUUUGUGACAUGGAGGGGUCCAGUGGAAGUCCCACCAGUGGACUUACAGGCAUCAGAGGACCAGAAGGAAUUCAGGGUCCGCCAGGUUUACCAGGACACCCAGGUAAGCCUGGUUUGCCUGGUWUACAAGGUCCAAAGGGGGAUCAGGGUCCGUCUGGAAAAGAUGGACUACSGGGCCUGGACGGCUUCCCUGGACCCCCGGGUCAAAAGGGUGACAGAGGGGACAGAGGAGAGAGGGGUGAGCCGGGUCGAGAUGGAACUGGAUCACCAGGUCUACCAGGUCCACCUGGACCACCAGGACAAAUCAUCUACCAGCCAUCUGACAACGUUUGAUAACUUUGCUGGCAGCGUCGGAGCCCAGGGUGGGCCUGGUUCACCCGGCCGAGCUGGAUUUCCUGGUCCUGUUGGACCGAAAGGUGACAGAGGUGACCCUGGUCCACCAGGUUAUGGACUGAAGGGUGAAAAAGGGGAGGCCGGGUUUAUAAUUGGACCUGAUGGGAAUCCGUUGUAUCUGGGAGGACUAACUGGUCCUAAGGGAGAGCGAGGACCUCCUGGACCUGUUGGACCACCAGGUUUACAAGGGCCUCCUGGAAAUAAGGGUGAAUUUGGAAUGCCUGGAAGACCUGGUCGUCCAGGUGUGAACGGAUACAAGGGUGAAAAAGGAGAGCCAGGAGGAGGYUCAGGUUAUGGUUAUCCAGGAUUUCCAGGACCACCAGGACCACCAGGGCCACCUGGACCCCCUGGACCAGCUCUUCCUUUAGAUCGCUUUAAUCGCUACGAUGAAACACCCAGGACUUCUCAAGGGUCCAAAAGGAGACUCUAUAAUGGGCCCACCUGGACCCCAGGGACCUUCAGGGCCACCAGGGGUUGGUUAUGAUGGACGUCCUGGUCCUCAAGGACCACCUGGUCCACCUGGACCCCCUGGGUCUUCCACAUUUUCUGGAUCAUAUCAGCCUAAUUAUCCCGUCAGCGUCCCUGGACCUCCAGGCCCACCUGGUCCACCUGGAAGUCCUGGUCACUCAUCUGGAGUCACAGUUUUGAGAUCUUACGACACGAUGAUUGCUACAGCCAGGCAGCAGCAGGAAGGCAGUCUGAUAUACAUCUUAGACAACGCAGACCUUUAUCUGAGAGUGCGUGAUGGACUGCGACAAGUCAUGCUUGGAGAGUACAGUUCCUUAUUUGGAGGUUUGGGCAACGAGGUGGCAGAAGUCCAGCCUCCACCUGUGAUUUUGUACCCCCACAGCCCAGACCGACCUCACAACAACGGAGCAGGCCACUACUCAGAGAGCGGUUCUGUCAUCCGACCCAUUGAGCCCCCCCAGCAGCAUCCCAACCCCCCUGUGCCUGGUCCUGCUGUCCGCGUUGAGACUUCAGAGUCAGGACUGCACCUGGUGGCCUUGAACACACCUCAGACGGGCAACAUGCGAGGGAUUCGUGGAGCGGACUUCAUGUGCUUCCAGCAGGCCCGUGCUGUGGGACUGAAGGGAACCUUCAGAGCCUUCCUGUCCUCCAAGCUCCAGGACCUCUACACCAUCGUCCGCAGGCAGGACCGGAGCAGCUUCCCCAUCGUCAACCUCAAGAACCAAAAGCUGUUUGACAGCUGGGAGUCGAUCUUCAGUGAYGACAGCAGCAGAAUGAGAGAAAAUGUACCGAUUUACUCCUUCGAUGGCAGAGACAUCCUCAGGGACAGCGCGUGGCCGGAGAAAAUGAUCUGGCACGGGUCGAGCAGUAAGGGCCAUCGGCAAAUGGACCACUACUGUGAAACGUGGCGGGCAGGCGACCGCGCCGUGACCGGUUUGGCGUCCUCGCUGCAGAGCGGCCACCUCCUGCAGCAGACCCCCAGCAGCUGCUCCGGCUCUUACAUCGUCCUCUGCAUCGAGAACGCCUUCAUGUCCCCUUCCAAAAAAUAAACUCACCUUCAUGUUUUUGUUUGGUUUUUAUUGGUGCAUGCUCUGCGCCCUAGUUAAACUUUAAUUUUUAAAAAUUUUUUUAAUCCAAGCAGGCAUGUUUUUUUUWAAAUCCCCUUUAAUUUGAUGAAAACACAGCUUGUGAACAUGUGGCGUCCAAUGACCUGACCCUGAGGCGUUCCAGUUUGGACUCAUGAGAAACGCCAAAGAGGAGGGUCCAACAGAGGAGGGUCCGUCCUUCUCACAAACUCGGCACAUAUUUUCCUUUAAGGUGCAAAACAAAUAUUGUUCUGUAUAUUGAAUGUUUGUCCUCUGUGUUUCUUUUUUUAUGUUAUCAAUGGUUUGCCUUUUUGAACUGGUUUUAAAAACUUUUAGAUUUAUUUUCUUUGAUCUUUUUUUUUUUCAUUUUCAGCGUAAAAUUUGGAGUAAUGAUGGAGUUCAGCAAAAUCUUUAAGGACUGUUUUAAAA